This is a messenger RNA of Brassica napus (rape), 771 nucleotides long. RefSeq lists its product as uncharacterized. The coding region runs from base 87 to 503 and encodes 138 amino acids. The transcript has a single exon. NCBI's taxonomy places the organism in Eukaryota, Viridiplantae, Streptophyta, Magnoliopsida, Brassicales, Brassicaceae. The record is from RefSeq and is a predicted model, not a curated record.
AUUAGCUUUCUUUCCCCAAUAAAACUGAAACCAAAGAAACAAAGAUACCACAUAGAGACAAAACACCUUUCUACUUUGCUCUUCAAAUGGCAAUGAAUCAAAAGGAUAGGAAUACAAGGAUCACUCAAAAGGCUUUUGAAAUGGUCGAUAAGGUGUACGGUAAAUCACAGAAAGUAACUCCUCCAGUACUAAAUGUUCCCAGAGACGAGUUUGCUCGUAAUUUUUACCAAAAUUUUCACGAAUAUGGUGGUCCAAAAGUUUAUACCGUAAGAGAGGCAACCAGUACUGCUAGCUGCCGCCGAGUCAUUUAUCAGUACUCCAACGAGUCAACCACAAAAGAACCGGUUGUUUCUCACCCAAAGGAACAUAUUCAAUACUUCGGUGGUGCUAGCCCUCUUAUGGGCCAUGGCAACCGGCUUGAGGGGCCUAAAGGAAGGGCUAUAAGCUGCGACGAGGCCGUCCAACUCUAUGGAGGGGUGCUUAUAAAGGAAUAUCGUCAUUAAGCAGCGGAAAACUCAAUUGUGUUGAAGAUGGAGGGUGAGUUCGUAUAAAAGAGUUAUAGUUUUUAUGUUUGCUUACUGAAAAGAUGCAGACCAACACAUAUGCUAUAGCUUGUUGUAACGGUUUUCACUUAGAAUAAGCUUUAAAUCUCUACCAAGUGUUUGUGUCUGUUAUGUAUUUAUAAGUACUUUAAGUUGAAGCUUUAUGUAAUAUAUAAAAUCAUACGGUGUUAAAAAUAAAUAUGCUCUCUUAGAGUAUCUCCAAAAAAAA